Messenger RNA from Homarus americanus (American lobster), 5960 nucleotides. RefSeq lists its product as uncharacterized. Lineage: Eukaryota; Metazoa; Arthropoda; Malacostraca; Decapoda; Nephropidae. Bases 2892 to 3335 code for a protein of 147 amino acids. The transcript is spliced from 5 exons. The record is from RefSeq and is a predicted model, not a curated record.
CACUCACCCUCACAGACACCAACACACUCACCCUCACAGACACCCACACACUCACCCUCACACUCACCCACACAGACACCUUUCUCCAGGGCACCAGUUCCCACACCUCGUAAGCGCUCAUCAGUUCCACAGCAAACUUCGAAAUCCUCCUCACAGCCUCCCACGAGUCCCACUUCACAAAUCACUAACCAAAACCUCUCACAGUCUUAUCCUCGUUCUUACCACCCCACCUCACAGCCCUCUACUCAGCUCGCUUCAGAGUCCACUUCUCGUCUCACUGCUGAAGCCCUCAUCAAUCCGACCUCACAGCUCUCUAUCCGCCAGCCCUCACAGCCCCGCCCCGCCUCACCGUUUUCCACCCACCCUAAAUCACAGCCCUCAACCCCACCCACUUCACAACCUCGUGCCCACCAUACGUCACAACCACACACACAACCAGAUUCACGUUUUUCUUGCCACCCCAGACAAACCCCAACCCAUCACAUAUCUCACUAUUCUUCAAGUCCCUUCACCCACCCUAUUUCCCACAAAACUGCCCACACCACCUCAAAAUAUCCACCUCACACUCAGAGUUCUACAAAUUACAAUUUACAUAACCCCAAAACUUUCGGUGAUCCACGCCAACACAGAAUUUCAGACGCUUCAAAAAGAUCUGAUAGUCACCCUAUAAAAUUCAACAAAGAAAACGAGCAAGUGAAAAUGAGAUGGAUGAAAACGGAUCAUAACGAGAAGAGGAACUCUGUUAACAUCAUGAUGACAAAGGGAGAAAGCUACUCCAAACAUAACAUCAUAUUAAGCAGUCACAUAACAUCAGGAAUGCCCACAGUCACAGUCAGGAAGAUCAUCGUCCCAGUUUCGGCUCCGGCAAGAUGUUCGCCGUCACCGACACCGUCCUGUGCUUCAUCGAGCUGCUCGUUUGGUUCAUCAGGCAGCUCCUCUGGGUGCUUCUCUGGUUCUCCCUCCCCUACACCUACACCGUCGCCCACGAGAAUAAGGGCGUCUGGAGUACCAACAGAUCUAUAAAGGUGUUGGCAGUGAGGUGUGUGGCUGAGCUGCGUGACCACCAACCUCAGUAGCUGAGAGAUCAACGUCCAGGACCCGUGCACACCCAGCUGAUAGCUUAAUUACCGGACCCAAACACAACACUCGGCUUAACCACUGUCAAGAAUCUCGCCUAAUUCCCUUUAAAGAGCGAGUAUUGAGGGAGCAUAGCGGGGUUAUACUCUCUCAGUGGAGGAGCUCAUCUCAGGCUCUGGCGGACUUACACUGAACCUGUCCCCACCAAGUGCAGCCUCCAACACACUAUGGCGAGAACCGCUCACUUAACCGGACAUUUUUUUCGAGCCAGUAAAUGUAUUUUUAACGGACUAAUGAUAGUUUAGUGACGUAGCUAGCUAAUGUUUUUAUUGUACAUUGAUCCAAAUUCAAUCUUUCAACGAAAACUUUUCGAGUGGGAAAAGUUGAGUCAGUGAGGAGACGUCUCCGGGUGCCUGAGUCACGACUCCUUGAAAUGUAGUCAGAGCCUCUCACCAGAAGGUAGCAGUGACUCACUUACCCUGACCACACUCAGUCACAAGUGUUAGAAAUAUGGUGAAGAAAGAGUGUAAACACUUUGUAAACAAACCUUACUCUAUGUGAACCGUAAUCUUUAAACAUUAUUUAGCUUUUAUUCUUACCACAGCAACACGCCUCAGAUACAGAUUUACUUUUAACGGUAAAGUGAACCGCGGAAGAAAGUAAGAGCGGUGAGCAUCAGAGCUGAACCAUCCAUCAAUAGAGGACACAUGGUCGACCACCGCCAAGAACCUCUCACUCACCGCCCCUCACUGUAAAAUAACCUGUACCGCUGUAAGCUAAUCCUCCACGCUGUAACACCCACCGUCAAUAACCAUCAAGUGAUCUGGGAUAAACAAGGCCACCCCGGCACACCCUAGGAUACAAACACCCAAGGAUCAGUGUGUGUAAGCGACGGGCGCAGCAGUCACACCGGGGGGCCUGAUAACCGAGUGUAUCCGCAGCAGCUAACCCGUCAAUGUUUUAGUUGCUCGCUCCCUCAUAGUGGUCAUUGUGGGCUGCUCCUCGUGCAGUGCCCGGGUCGCUCUGUCGCCACAGUUUGACGCACGCACACCGCACACACGCGCGCGCGCACAGCCGCUGAUGGCUCACUCAACAGUGUAUACAAGUGUAGAGGAUUAUUGACAACAACUGUAAAUUACUGUACAUAUAUUGACCCGUGUGAGUGAUAAGUAUAUGCAUGUUAUAAUGUGUUGGAGACAACAUAGAAAUAUAUCCAUAAAAAGUGACGAAGAUAAUGAAACUAUAUAGAUUAAUAUAUAAGAACAAUAUAAAGAGUCGCGACGUAUAUGAAACAAGUUUGUGUUAUCCUCUUCAUUGAUGAGGGAAGCUUUAAUAUAAUCAGUAAAUUAGAGAACUCACUUCUCAUUGCUGCAGUUAUACUAGUCCGCUUUAUUUAGCUGUAAAUGACAAAUUAAUAUGUGUACACAAAGAAUUAUGAACAUAUGCUUCUAGUGAGUGGCCUCUCGCUUGCUACCUGUAUUUAAAAACCUCAGCUAGGAGGAACCUUUCCCGUGUUUACCUGUACACACAAGCUUCUGAAGGAACGGUAACACCAGGGAGCUGUAUAUAUGAAAAUAGACCUCAGGGACUAAGAGAGCGACAUCAGGUCCACACGGCGACGUUGAGCCCCGUUUAACUGUAACUGCUGAGAAAGUCUUAUCCAGCCGCUGAGGUCUCUCCUGGAGCUUCACAAACGCCGCCGAGUCACCACACGUCCUACAAAGAAGAGUAAGAUAGCUCGGGGCCGCUUGGAGAUCCUUUGCCUUCUGCCCCUAUACGCCCAUAAUCUUCCUCUGCUCCUCGUUGUCCGCAAGAUGAAGCCGCGGGCGCUCCUCUGCCUCAGCUGGGUCGUAGUCGUCCUCAGUGGUGGUGUUGAGGGUCUCAUGUUCCUGCCAGCACCAGGUGACCACUGCAGUGACAACAUUGACUGCACCAGCGGCUGUUGUCUCAUGACAGGCCACCGUCACCGACGACCCAUUGGCGUCUGUCAGUCUCUACGACAGAUCGGUGAAUAUUGUGCUCCAGGAAACCGUCUGAGAAAUUACUAUGGGUCUCAGGUGUAUACAUAUUCUUGUCCCUGUGGUUCAAGGCUCAUCUGCAAGCCUAAGUGGUCAACCAUACUCUAUGGCCGGAGUGUGAUGGAGGAUCCUAAAUGUAUGCCGGAGACGAUGCAUCCAUACAUCCUGGCCAUGAAGGGUUAUGGUUACAACAUCAAUAACAGACAUGCUAAUACUAUUAACAUAGUACCUGCUGAGUAGACCAUGACAUCAGUUGUCACGCUUUGGUAGAGUGACUCUUCAGCACGAUGUUUUUAUCGCAUACGUUCUGUACAUUAAACAUUGGAAAUAUAAAUCGGUUUUAUAAACAGGAAUGUGCCUUGAAAAUACUUGAAACGGAGCCUUCAGCAUCUACAGACCUGCAUGUCCCAUAGCUCCACAAGAGCACUGUUCAUUACUGAUGUUACAGGCAAGAUUAAAGUUUAUUUUCAGGUAUUGUACAGUAUAUUUGAGGUUGAAAAGAGAAAUUCUGCACAACCCCUAUAGGUGUAUCACUUAGGUUUUAAAUGUUCACUGAUCUGAAAGUGAAAGUUCUUUAACCAGAAAAAUAAAUAUUUGGCUGGCAUUCAGUGUAUUUUUAAUGAUCUUCAGUCUCAGAAAACUAUUUUUAGACUUGUGUAUUUUAGUGAAGAAUGGUUCAUCUGGAGAAUAAUAUUCCCACAAUGUAUUUGUCAAGUUUCUCAAUGUUUAUGGAGGUGAUAACACCAGUGCUAGAAUUAUUUUGCCUAGGUCAUCUGAUUCUUUAACUGACCUAACAACUAAGGUGCACUUACUGAUUAAUUUAUUAAUGGUUGCUGAGUGAGUGACAGUAAUAUUACAGGUUACUGGGUGGCACUGCUGCUCGCAUACCAAGCCAGUCAACUUCUGUUAAUUGUAAUGUUCGAUAUAGAGGCAAAAAGUAAGAGAUGCUUAGUCGAUAGGCCAUUUACAGAAAAUUUUAAUUUAGAUGCCAUGGUGAACCAGGGAAACCUUCUGUAAGGAGGCAUAUCAGGGUUUAAAAUUGGCUGAACACUUAUUUUUGGAGACCAAAUGUGGGUGUAAAGAUGUUUAUAGUUUGUCUGUAGGCUUGCAAAUCUGUCAUGACUACUUUGAACUCCAGAACUGAAAUAAGAUACAACAAUUCUUAAGUUCAGGGGUUUAAAGUUACUAUGGCAGGUGUUUGGCCAAGAUAUAUACACACUGUACUAUAUAUUUUUUUUCUUAAAACACAAAAGUUCCAGGAAGAGUAUCCGGUCACCUUUGAACAUAAAUUAUGACACUGACAAUGAAAUAUUGUACAAGGAGUUUAAACAUAGGGAACUGGUGAAAAGUUUUGGAUUUAGAAUAAAGAAUGUCAUCUCUUCAUGUGCAUAUAACAUAACAAGGUAAGAUGCAAAGGGUGUGACAUUGAUGCCUAGAGAGAUGAUCAUAAUGGUUUGUAUUCUUGAAAAUAGCUCAAAACUUCAGUCAAGAAAACCACAUGUGCUUAUUAUCUUUAUUUAAGAAUAAUAUUAUUAAAUACCCCGGUAGUUUCUGAAGGUGUUAAUGUCGACACGAUAACUCACUUCUGUCAGGACUGAUGAUUCCAAGUGACUCCUUGGGUGUUCCACAUUGAAGAUUACUUAAAGUGCAAAGGAAUCUUGUAAUGUUAUAAUAUACCACUGGGUGGUUAUUUUUUUACCACUGUAAAUUGGCAAAAAAAAUUUUUUGUAAAAUUAUAUAUUAAUCUAGAAAUGUACACCGAUAAUUUGCUUAUCUUUUAGUGUCUGGACAUUUUUUAUCAGUAUACUGUAUUUAUUAAAUUACUUGUACAGGUAAUUUUACAUUAAAUUGUUUAUAAUAUUUGCCAUAAAGUGGUAAAAAACACCCUGAGCCAUAUACACGAUUUAAUUGUACCAAUUUGUAGUUAACUACUGUACUGGACAAUGAGUUUUAUGCUCACUACAUGUUGCCAUGUUUCACAUCACUACAGUACUGUACUUAUAAAAUCAUAAAGUUAAUAUGACCAUGACACAAUAUGAAGCCUUUGUAAGAAUUUCAAACAAUCAAACUAUAUUACAGUACAGCAUUAGUGAACAUACACACCUUCUGUUUAAAGCGUAACUUAUAAAUCCCUGGCCUUUAACAACUUCACUGUUAAAAUAGUUUAUGUAUAAGCAUGUUAAGUUUUGAAACGGAUAUUGAUAUAUUGUUCAGGUUAACAUGUCACAAAUUUUACACUUGUUUGGUGAAGUACUUGUGGAAUCACUAGCUAAAGGGAAGUUUUAAGUAUGAUUGAUAAAUUUGUUCAGUAUGAAUAGUUCAUAAGAUUCUGGCUUGGUGAGAAGUUUGUGUGAAGGUUCAUUGUAUUAUUUAUUAUUAAUAAAUAGGUUAUUGUGUUGUAUUCACACUGUCCAUAACAGACAGUCAUUCCUGUGGGACCCAUGUUCAUUUUUAUUCAUGUCAUCAAUGACUGGGGAUAUCAACCAAACUUCUCCGUCCUUGUACCAGCAACCUAUUUAAUAAUAUAAAACGACCGGAAGAAUCUUUAUACAAACUUCUCGUUGUCCCACAAUCUACACUAUUCAAGUCCUUACAUGAACAAUAUACCUUUCAUACACCACCUAAUGAAAUCUUCCCUUUAAUCUGGGAAAAACCAAUAAACCCUCCUACUGAGAAAAAACAAACCAUUUUACUUGUGUACACCACAUGAAGAUAUGUUAGUUAAAAAUGGUUUGUGCCUCCCUUAGAGUAACUAUUUUUUACAUACCUCCGAGCCAUUAGAAAUGAGCUAUAUUUUCAUAUAUACUGUACAGUGUAAUCUUCUUGAACUUGUACUGCAUUUCAAUUAAUAAAUUACAAUUGGUU